Penicillium argentinense is the source of this 1296-nucleotide messenger RNA. RefSeq names its product sugar transporter. The transcript is spliced from 4 exons. Gene Ontology annotation, cellular component: membrane. Gene Ontology annotation, molecular function: transmembrane transporter activity. Lineage: Eukaryota; Fungi; Ascomycota; Eurotiomycetes; Eurotiales; Aspergillaceae. The annotation marks the transcript as partial. Gene Ontology annotation, biological process: transmembrane transport. The record is from RefSeq and is a predicted model, not a curated record.
AUGGAGAGAGACGAUACUUCAAUCAAAAGUGUUGAGAUGGAGCGUAUCAAUAGUCAGCGCCAGGGUACGAUCCUUCCAAUAUCUAUCAACAAGGAUGACAUCCAAUCGAAUAUGAGUACACUGGAGCAAGCCUUCAAUGAAAUCGGAUUCGGGCGGUUCCAAUGGGGAUUAACACUAUCCUGCUCUUUCGGAUUUCUUGUUGACCAGAUGCUAUUGGUCUCAAUAAGUCUUACAACUCCACAAUCUGCUCUUGAGUUUGGUCCCAAAUAUCAAACUCUACUUUCGGCUUCGCUUUAUGCCGGUCUUUUCGCGGGUGCCCUUCUCCUUGGCGGCUUAGCAGACAUCGUUGGCCGAAGACUCGUGUGGCACGGAACUAUUUUCGGCGUUUCUAUAUUCGGCUUGAUUGCUGCUGCAUCCCCGAAUUGGGCUGCAUUGAAUGUCUUCCAGGCAAUACUAGGAUUCCUUGGGGGCGGCAACCUUGCGAUCGAUUUGGCGAUUCUGGCGGAAAGUAUUCCACCUAGGUGGUCAUUCAUCUUAUCAGGACUUGCUAGUAUAUGGGGCAUUGGCAAUGCAAUUACUGGCUUGAUUGCUUGGCCACUUCUCGUCAACUUUGGCUGUGCCAGCGGUUCUGAUCCUUCAACUUGCCCGAAAUCCGCGAAUAUGGGGUGGCGGUACCUCUAUAUCAUCAUUGGUGGUCUGUCUUUAGUGAUGUCCUUUAUCCGUGCACUUGUUCUGAGGUCUCGAGAAUCGCCAGGGUGGCUUAUUUCAUGCGGACGCAUUGAUGAAGCCGUCUCUGUGCUUAACUCCAUAAGUGCGACUAACAAGUCAGAAUAUCGGGUUCGCUCUGACCAGUUCAUUCCUACAAGCCUGGAAUCUCCUUCUCAGUCACUCGGCGAAACUUUCCAUCGAGCAAGGAAACUUUUUGUCGGACCCAAACAGCUGCGUCUCGUCUUGUUGAUGGUCGGGAUGUGGGCAUUUGUUGGCAUCGCGUAUCCACUUUACACAAUCUUCUUACCCUACUACCUCGCAGCACAUGGGGCUCAACUAGGCAACCAGAGCAACUAUAUCACAUAUAGGGACUGGGCCAUUUCCUCGGUCGUUGGUAUCUUCGGCCCAUGUCUGAGUAUGUGGAUGGUCUCGACAACAUUCUUCCGAUCUCGACGAUCACUAUUUAUCACUGGUGCUGCCUGCGCAGCCUUUUCGGGAGCCUUUACAUCUGUCAGAACCGAAGCACAGAAUCUCGCCUUUUCUUGCAUGGUGAAUUUCUGGUUGAAUGCUGUUUAUGCGAUCAUAUAC